AUGGAAUUCCUCAAAGUUCCUACUACUAUCCUUGUGAUUUUGAGUCUCUCCAUUUGUAGUUUUGGCACUACUUCAAUGAACUCUAUGCAUUCUUCAGUUGGCCCAAACAAAGGGGCUUAUUGGCCUUCAUGGACCACAAAUUUUCCUCCAUCCGCAAUUGACACCACUCUUUUCACUCAUGUUUAUUAUGCUUUUCUUUCUCCUAGUAACAUCACAUUUAAAUUCGAAAUCGAUUAUCCAAUCGCUUUGUCACUCAAAAACUUCACUACAACCCUUCACAAAAAGAAACCGGCUGUCAAGACAAUGCUUUCCAUUGGAGGUGCCGCCGAAGGUCCAAAGAUCUUUUCGCGUAUGGCCAUGAGCCACGAGUCAAGAAAGAGUUUCAUCCUUUCUACUAUAGAAGUAGCGCGCAAGUUUGAGUUUGAUGGACUUGACCUAGAUUGGGAAUUCCCUCAAACCCCGGUCGAUAUGGUUAACCUACGCCGCUUGCUUCACGAGUGGAGAGCCGCGGUCAAGAAAGAGGCUAAGGAAACAUGUAAGCCUCAAAUUCUUCUUUCCGCGGCCACAUACUACAACCCGGUAGUAACCCUAGACGACGUAUAUCGUAAGUAUCCAGUGACUUCAAUAAAUAAAAAUCUUGAUUGGAUAAAUGCAAUGUGCUAUGACUAUCGUGGGUCAUGGGACAAAACUGCAACGGGGGCCCAAGCCGCAUUAUAUGAUCCACAUAGCAACAUUAGCACAAGUUAUGGGCUACAAGCAUGGAUCAAAGCAAAGAUCCAUAAAGACAAGUUAGUUAUGGGUUUGCCAUUAUAUGGUCGGACUUGGCAACUAAAGGACCCAAAUGUAUAUGGUAUCGGGGCUCCAGCCGUGGAUGUUGGACCCGGGAUUGAAGGACAAAUGCCUUAUGUUGAUGUCGAAAAGUUCAAUAUUCAAAACAACGCAAUCGUGGUAUUUGACAUCUCGACGGUGUCUACUUAUUCUGUCGCGGGUACCUCAUGGAUCGGAUAUGAUGAUGUUAGAUCGACAGAAAUGAAAGUGGCAUAUGCCCGAGAACUUGAAAUCGGUGGAUACUUUUUUUGGGCCGUCAAUGGUGAUCAUGAGUGGAAAAUCUCUCGACAAGCUUCGAAGACUUGGACUCAAUGAAAACCCACAUUCAAAAUCAAGAGCUUCGAAUUAAUGGAAUAGU
This is a messenger RNA of Erigeron canadensis, 1186 nucleotides long. RefSeq names its product class V chitinase CHIT5b-like. The coding region runs from base 1 to 1143 and encodes 380 amino acids. Gene Ontology annotation, molecular function: chitin binding; chitinase activity. The record is from RefSeq and is a predicted model, not a curated record. The transcript has 2 exons. Gene Ontology annotation, biological process: carbohydrate metabolic process; chitin catabolic process. Gene Ontology annotation, cellular component: extracellular region. Lineage: Eukaryota; Viridiplantae; Streptophyta; Magnoliopsida; Asterales; Asteraceae.